UGCCUCUCUCCGCACCCUAUAAAUUCCCAAUUCCUCUCUUCUUUCUUUUUACUCUACACAAACACAACCUUUCUCUCUCUAUCUCUCUCUAUCUCUUCAUGUAAUAAACUAAUAGGAUUCCUUGGCAAAUCACAGUUCUGGGAUAAUACCCAUCAAUUCCAAUUUUGUUUUCUUAAAUAAAAGAUUGAAUUUUUAUUUUGGUGGGGGAGGGGGGUUUGAGAAGAACACAGUGCUGAGAGUUUUUUUCCCAAGUACAAUGAUUCUGUUCCUCAAGGGAUGCAUUCUGUGGAAAUUCUUUGCAUUUCUUGAAACUGAAUUUUGUGUGGCCAAAGGCUAUUACUUUUGGAUUUUCCAGAUUUUUAAUAGAUACAGUUUGGGGACUUAGCUAACUGUUGAGUGUAUAUCUUAUCCUCUCUGCUUUCUAGUCUGAUCUUUAGCUAGUUUUGGAGUUUUUUUUUUUUGUGUGUGAGCUUAGGAAUUGAGACAUGGGGGGAGCAUCAUUGCCACCCGGGUUUCGGUUCCAUCCAACGGAUGAGGAGUUAGUUGGAUACUACCUGAAGAGGAAGACUGAUGGGGUUGAGAUUGAGCUAGAAGUGAUCCCAGUAGUGGAUUUGUACAAGUUUGAUCCAUGGGAGCUGCCAGAUAAAUCGUUCCUGCCAAAGCGCGAUAUGGAGUGGUUCUUCUUCUGCCCUCGAGACAAGAAGUACCCGAACGGGUCUAGGACGAAUCGAGCCACGAAAUCUGGGUACUGGAAGGCAACGGGCAAGGAUAGGCGAGUUGUCUGUCAGCCUGCAACCGUUGGGUACCGCAAGACCCUGGUUUUCUAUCGCGGGAGAGCUCCUCUCGGGGAUAGAACGGAUUGGGUAAUGCAUGAAUAUCGCAUUUCUGAUGAGGAUUCCCAUGGCAAUCCUAGUUUUCAGGGUCCUUUCGCCCUCUGUCGUGUCAUCAAGAGAAACGACGUUUCAAAGAAGACGAGCGAGGCUAGUGGAGUAAUAGCAGCAUCUAAGGAAACUGGAUCGAGUUCGAGCCAUGCAGGUUUCUCCUCAAAUGAGCCUAUUAUCCUUUCUGACGAUAUCCCAACUCAAACCACAUUCACGAGCACCGAGAGCAACUACUCGACGCCUAUGGCUUCUCCCUAUAUGGGGGACUACGAGUUUGGUAUGCAGCCCGAUACCGCUAGUCUCUGGAUGUCAGCUGACAUGAUUCUUGAUUCUUCAAAGGAAUGCCCUCAACAGCAGAGUGUUCCGGGAUUUCACUCAACGCAGUUUGGCUUCCCGGGCUCAACUCUAUGGCAGCCAUACGAAAACCAUGAGCUCUCAUCGAGUUCAUCUUACUCGAGUUUUAGAGGGGAAGUUGAACUUUCUGAUGAUCCAAGCCGAUAUGGCUGCCUGUCUCCUUACUUUGGCCAUGGAAACUACCUGGGAUUCUAUGGAAACGACGGAAGGCCAUAUGAAGGUUAUGAUCAGAACAGCUCAUCAAGAAAUCCGAAUCUUUUCUGACAAAAAAACAGCCCAGAUCGAGGAACUGAGAAUGCAACAACAAUUGUAUGUACCCUUUGCGCGGUGUUAAAUUAAACUUGGAAUCAAGAUCCAGUUAGUGGUGAUGGAAUUUGGCCACAAUCCAACUCGGUUUGCCUUAAAAAAACUUGAAAAUCUGUUCUCCGAGAUAACGGUUUUUGAUGAUUGUCUUGGAGUAAAACAAAACACCCUUUAAAUUUUCUUCCCUCAGAAGCAUGAAGUUCAUCUGCCUUUAAUUCCAUCAUCGAAGGGCGAUCACUUUUUAAGAUCACACCGGGAAUCGGGUUACUUAUCAGCUCAACUUCUGAACUUCUACUCAAAUAAGCUUCGAGCAUAAGAAGCCUCCCUCGUUAGAGGUACUGGAACUUUGCGCUAUUUCUACUCGCGAUGUUUGCCAUCCAUUAUCGGGCUUGUUUUUAUCUGAUAUGUCCAAUGCUGCAACAUUUAUAGUUUCUUGUUGUGUACUUAGCUGGUUAGGAGGAAGCAUUUUGCUGUAUUAGUUAUAGUGUAAUUUCUUAUGAGCUGUUAAAUGAAUCUGUUUUACUUUCU
Molecule: messenger RNA, 2066 nt
Organism: Ipomoea nil (Japanese morning glory)
Lineage: Eukaryota; Viridiplantae; Streptophyta; Magnoliopsida; Solanales; Convolvulaceae
Product: NAC transcription factor 29-like
Exons: 4
Coding region: 486-1499 (337 amino acids)
Biological process (GO): regulation of DNA-templated transcription
Molecular function (GO): DNA binding
Source: RefSeq, a predicted model, not a curated record